This is a messenger RNA of Penicillium cataractarum, 987 nucleotides long. RefSeq lists its product as uncharacterized. Lineage: Eukaryota; Fungi; Ascomycota; Eurotiomycetes; Eurotiales; Aspergillaceae. The record is from RefSeq and is a predicted model, not a curated record. Gene Ontology annotation, molecular function: aldose reductase (NADPH) activity. The transcript has 7 exons. Gene Ontology annotation, cellular component: cytosol. The annotation marks the transcript as partial.
AUGGCCCCCGCGAUCCCCACAAACCAGCGAAAGUUCGAGCUGAACGAUGGUCGGAAAAUUCCAGCGAUAGGCCUUGGAACUUACCUUUCUGCCCCAAAUGAGGUAACUCAGGCUGUUGUAGCUGGCUGGAAGUGUGGUAUGAGACACUUCGAUUGUGCUCAAUUCUAUCAGAAUGAGGAAGAAGUUGGCGAAGCGUUGAAGCUUUUGUCUCACGAGCCUGGAUACAAUCGUGAAGAUAUCUGGAUAACCAGCAAGGCUUGGAACUCUCCUGUGUUUUGGCCAUUCCUGACUAUUACUAGCCACCAUCGCCCCGAAAAUGUGAAGAAGGCACUGAACCAAACACUGAAAGAUCUUGGAGCUGACUACGUUGACCUUUAUCUGAUUCAUUGGCCGGCCAAUUUUGCAGCGGUUCCAGAUGUCAAUUCGGCGACUGGGAUCUCUUUGACCCCAUCUCAAGAUGGAAACAUGUUUCUUGACAAGGAACUAAGUCUCGUCGACACGUGGAACGCUAUGAUUGAAUUGAAAAAUCAAGGAAAGGCUAAGAGUAUUGGUGUGAGCAACUUCAGUCCUAGGCACAUUCAAAAAUUGAUUGAUAGAACGGGGGUUGUACCUGCGGUCAACCAAGUUGAGGCUCAUCCUCUAUUGAAUCAACAAGAUCUGCUUGAUUAUUGUAACAGCAAAGGCAUUCAUAUAACGGCAUAUAUGCCGUUUGGCGGCGAUGCCUCAAGAGGAGGUAAUCAAGUCCUUGGAAGCCCAGUCGUCCAGGAAAUUGCAGCAAGGACUGGAAGGCAAACAGGACAGGUGCUAGUCUCGUGGAGUAUCAAGCGUGGAUUCUCAGUCCUGCCCAAAUCUGUCAAACCUCUUCGCAUAGAGGCUAACUUUCAAGCCUUUGAUCUUGACGAUAAGGAUCACGAAUUGCUAACAGACCUGGGCAAAGUUGCCGUCAGAUUUGGUGGUAUCCCCUAUACCUUUGACCCAGCAUGGGAA